Messenger RNA from Rangifer tarandus platyrhynchus (Svalbard reindeer), 894 nucleotides. The record is from the annotation of a GenBank genome assembly. NCBI's taxonomy places the organism in Eukaryota, Metazoa, Chordata, Mammalia, Artiodactyla, Cervidae.
AUGGUUCAGCAAGUGCUCUACCGAGCGCUGGUCUCCACCAGGUGGCUGGCGGAGUCCGUCCGGGCUGGCAAGCUGGGCCCUGGCCUUCGAGUGUUGGAUGCGUCCUGGUACUCGCCGGGCACCCGCGAGGCCCGCAAGAAAUACCUGGAGCGCCAUGUGCCCGGCGCCUCCUUCUUUGACAUAGAGGAGUGUCGGGACAAGGCCUCGCCCUACGAGGUGAUGCUGCCCAGCGAGGCGGGCUUCGCCGACUACGUGGGCAGUCUGGGCAUCAGCAACGACACGCAUGUGGUGGUGUACGAUGGUGACGACCGGGGCAGUUUAUAUGCGCCGCGGGUCUGGUGGAUGUUCCGUGUGUUUGGCCACCGCACCGUGUCCGUGCUCAAUGGUGGCUUCCGGAACUGGCUGAAGGAGGGCCACCCGGUGACAUCUGAGCCCUCACGCCCAGAGCCAGCCAUCUUUAAAGCCACGCUGAACCGCUCCCUGCUCAAGACCUACGAGCAGGUGCUGGAGAACCUAGAAUCAAAGAGGUUCCAGCUGGUGGAUUCACGGGCCCAAGGGCGAUACCUGGGCACACAGCCGGAGCCAGAUGCAGUAGGACUGGACUCAGGUCACAUCCAAGGCUCGGUCAACAUGCCUUUCAUGGACUUCCUGACAGAGGAUGGCUUUGAAAAGAGCCCGGAGGAGCUCCGUGCCAUGUUCGAGGCCAAGAAGGUGGACCUCGCAAAGCCCCUCAUUGCCACAUGCCGGAAGGGUGUCACUGCCUGCCACAUUGCCCUGGCCGCUUACCUCUGUGGCAAGCCCGAUGUGGCCAUCUACGAUGGCUCCUGGUUUGAGUGGUUCCAUCGGGCACCCCCGGAGACCCGGGUGUCCCAGGGGAAGGGUGGGAAGGCCUAG